CGGAAUGCAACAGCCAACGGAAGGCAACGCCUUCCAUGACCAACGAAUGGCAGCUCCCGUGUGGUCACGCUUUUCUGAGCGAGUCCGACCCCCCUGCUACUACCUACUACUACUACUAAACCGACUAAACCGAGCCUCCGCGAGGGCUCGUUUCGUUCCAUUUGUAAGCGCGCGAUCUGACAGGCAUUCGAUUUCCCUGAUGCCCGCAAAAUGCAUGCGGAAGAUGACGAUGUGGAAUCUGACGACUUUCUCCCAAAUGAUGAAGAUAACGAGUGUUUGGAAAAUAUUCAAGUUUCUAAUGAACUUCGCGCUGGAGUCACACGUGCAGAAAUGCUCGAUAUUCUCGAUCUACUGACAAGCAAGAAGAAAUUGAUACCCGAUGUUCCCUUAUACAGGCGACUAGUUUUAGGCAAACAUGUCCACACGGAGAAGCGAGACUGUCGUUUCUUGGCAGAGAUGCUUCAGUCGGCCAUCUUCAGUUACAAACUGGAUGCUGCGUCGCAAAUCUUGGAAGAAAUCAUUUCUAGGCCUUACCCUGCUGAUCAGCUUGCUUACAAGACAGGAAUGUUCCUCAUUGAAGCUCACCCCUUUUCGACACCCGAAAAAAUGAACUAUUUUAUACGGUAAGCAUGUUACUAUAUU
Molecule: messenger RNA, 642 nt
Organism: Ornithodoros turicata
Lineage: Eukaryota; Metazoa; Arthropoda; Arachnida; Ixodida; Argasidae
Exons: 4
Coding region: 211-627 (138 amino acids)
Source: RefSeq, a predicted model, not a curated record